Molecule: messenger RNA, 3445 nt
Organism: Prorocentrum cordatum
Lineage: Eukaryota; Dinophyceae; Prorocentrales; Prorocentraceae
Source: the annotation of a GenBank genome assembly
AUGCUGGAGACCAUAGCGGCGGCGGGCAUCUGGACCAGGGAGCGUCGCAGGGCGGCCAACCUCAACCAAGAAGGCGACGACACCUGUGCGAGAUGCGGCGAGGCGAUAGAGACAGAGGAACACCGCUACUACGCAUGCCCUGCCAACGCAGAGAUAGGGCACAGCAAUGACACCGACCUGGCGAAGAAGGCGAGGGACGCGCUGGACCAGCGGCAAGACCUGCACUUCUGGCUCCGAGGCAUCCCGCCAGCGGCCUGGGCAGACAAGGUCGACCCAGACGAGGACGCGGCGAAGGCGGCGCAGAUCUUCUGCGCCAGCGAAGAGGCUCAGGCGGCAGCCCAGUCAGGGCACAAGGUUCGAGCAGACUAUGUCUUCACGGACGGCUCAGGUGGUGCAGGGGAAACGGCCAAGGACCCCCGCCUCAGACGCUGCGGCUGGGCAGUGGUGGCCUUCAGGUUCGACGAACAAGGACGUCCGCAGGAAGUGGCUGCCUGGUACGGCACGAUCAGGGCACCGCACACGGUGCCACGGGCAGAACUCACCGCCAUGAGCAAAGCCAUCGGGUACACCACGGCGGCGACAGCCAGGGGGCUCAACAUAGUCAGCGAUUGCAAAUACGCCCUGGACGCACUCAAGCAGAUCCAGGAUCCUGAGGAUCUGGAGUACAGGAGCACGAACUACGACCUCUGGCUCCAGACGAAGCAGCAGCUGCAGAACAGCACGGACACCAUCAUGGGCCACCACAUCCCAAGCCACCUGAUUGAGCACCCAGCCGAACUGGAGAGGUGGAAUGGUCCCACCUGGUGGGUCAUAGGAAACGAGAUGGCAGACAAGUACGCAGGCUGGGGAGCGGAGCAUGGAGCACUGGAUCCAGCCAUCAUCGCGCAGCAGCAGACCAGGGACCAGAUCACCAUGGCGGUACAAAACUGGCUGCUGGCCAUCAACAUGGCGGUGACGGUGGAGGGCCCCAACAAGGCCCCUCAGCGUCCCAAGGCCAAGCGCCGAAAGCCGCAGACGGCGAGGGACAGGGCAGCCCAGCUGGGACACGACGUGCGCAAGCUACAUCCGCGAUGGUGGUGUGCAACGUGUCGCAGUGGCCCAGCCAAAGGACAAAGCAUCAGAGACUGGUUGGCAGAGACGGGAGAAUGCCUCGGGAAGUACGGCGGCCACCAGGACCAGCACGGCAACGUCAGGCUCGACUUCAAGGCGGUGCAGAUCGGCACGCAGGUGGUGCACGUCUCCCACAAGACGCAGUUCACCCAUGGCUGGCUCUGGUGCGAAAAAUGUGGCGGCACCAGCUACCUUGGGGACCACAAGAGCAGGAUCGUGGCAGGAGUGGCAAGGAAGCUGGCAAGGCCAUGUCAGCCCCCAACAGCAGCAGGGCGGCGGGUCUUGGAGGACAUGCAGAGGGGCAAGCUGCCAAGAGGAGCUAAGCCAGCAGCAGACCCAGCUGAUGAGGGUCUCGACGAGAUCACCAUGCCUGGAGAUUUCAAGCUCGGCCUGAGUAACCACGAGGCGAUCGACCUGGACGGGGACAGCUCAGAGGCAGGGGACCCGCAGCCAGCUCCACAGCAGCCACCCAGCCAUCCGCACUCUGUCGCCCACGCCAGCUGGAGGCUCGUGGACCACAUGGAGGGCGACGCGGAGCAGUGGAUGAACAUGGUCGACCAAGAGGUCUGGGACGACAUGGACGACUGGAUGGAGCACUGCGUACCGUACCUCCUGGCCAUCACCAAUGUGGGUGGCGGAACGGACGCGCAAGAGCAGACCAGGGCCGUCACCGUGCAGGAGCUCCAGCAGAUCAAGGACUUCUGCGAAGAAGUCUGGCGUAACACGCACCGCACGCGACGGAGGCUCAUGGCCAGGAUGCUUACCCUCCCGUAUGGUACAAGGCAGCAGGCAGCAAGAGUGCACAUGGACGUUUUCCAGAACAGAAGGAACAACAUCCUAGCGCAGCCGAGAGUGGAUAUGGAGACCAUGGCGGGACCUGAUCAGAGGCACGACGCCAAAAGCCUGAUGCAGACGGCUGUGCAGGUGGCAGUUACGCUGACCAAGCUUCGACACAACAAAGGAGAAGCUGACCAGGACCCCGAGCAGGAGGUGGCGUGGCUCGAGAGGAACAGGCUCGAGCAGCUCAUGCAGUCGCUGGCAGGCUGCUGGAGCCAGAAAGAAGGCGAACAGGGCUGGCCAUCGUGGCAGGCUGCGUGCGUGCCCCAUGUGCUGAGGGCGCUGCAGACUGGCGUCUACCAGAGGCUGUUCAGCAACGUGUCAGGGCCGAGCCGCCAGCGCAGCCAGCGCCGAGCGGCGGAGGAGAUCUGCCGCCUGGCAUGGCUCAACAGCGGAGAGGCGCGCAGGCAGAUCCAGCAGCAGGACCCGAAGGAGGCAGAGCGGCGCAGAGCAACGGCUGAGCAGUUCCCGGGACGUAGCACCAUGGACAUGGCAGACCUCGACCACUUCCCUGAAGAGGAGAACAGCGAGGAUUGCCCCCAGCAGCCCGUAGACAAGCAGGACAGCGAUGACAACCACCAGCAGAUCCCAGAUGUACAGCACAGCAUAGGGUACCACCUGGCAGACCGCAGAGGACCCCAGCGUGGCGAGGGGUUAGGCCACGGAGGACCCCAGCGCGGUGAGGGGUUAGACCGCAGUACCAAAGGCAAGCAGAGGCUCGAGGCGGAGGUCCCUGACGAGCCCAGUGAGCAUGACGCGGACGUCUUGACCAACAGUGUGGUAGACAGGACCUCGCAACUAACAGAGCGGACCCAUACCCUGGGAAACCGACAGACUGAACGCGAGGGGGAGGGCUUGGCCCGCGGAUACCACGUGAACCGCGAACACAGCGAGUGGCAUAGUCGGGGGACCUCGCCUGAGCCAGUGGGCAGUAGCACCGAGGAUGGGGACAGUGCGAGACUCGGCGCUCCCCCGCGCGGCGAGGGGUUAGGCCACAAAACAGCGCAGCCCGAGACGACGGCAGAUUACGACGACACAGACCUGCAGCGGGACUUGGAGAAGAUGUUCGGCGACUUUCCCCAGCGCGGUGAGGGGUUAGACCGCAUGGAACCCCUGCGCGGCGAGGGGCUAGGCCACGGCAAUCCCCUGCGCGGUGAGGGGGUAGACCGCAGGGCCAAAGGCAAGCAGAGGCUUGAGGCGGAGGCCCCUGACGAGCCCAGUGAGCACGACGCGGACCUUUUGACCAACAGUGUGGUAGACAGGACCUCGCAACUAACAGAGCGGACCCAUACCCUGGGAAACCGACAGACUGAACGCGAGGGGGAGGGCUCGGCCCGCGGAUACCACGUGAACCGCGAACACAGCGAGUGGCAUAGUCGGGGGACCUCGCCCGAGCCAGUGGGCAGCAGCACCGAGGACGGAGACAGUGCGAGACUCGGCGUACCCCCGCGCGGUGAGGGGUUAGACCGCAGCAGGCCCCAGCGCGGCGAGGGGUUAG